GGCAGCCUGGCCUGCACGGCAGUGGCUGCUUGGGCCUGCGCAAGGCGGCGCGGCCCCACGGCGGUCGGGCCCGCCCCGCCGGUGGCUUGGCCUGGUGGGCCGGCAGCGCUGGCAGGCGGCAGCCCCGCCACCUUGCCGGAGGUCGCCGCAGCGCAGGUGAGGUGGCCCUGCGGGCGGCCAAGCUCCAGCUGACGCAGUGAGAUGGCCGUCGCCCCAGCAGCCCACCUUUUUGCACAGGUGGGGCUACAGUAGGGCGACUUCUUCCUCGCCGAGCACGCCGGGUUCCCAGAUGUGUGGCACGCACAGCUGGUCAUCCAAGCGCCGGAUGGCCCGAGCCAGGUGUGCACGCUAUAACCCCCGACGACGACAGCUACGAGGAGGACCGCCUCGCGCCGGCGGAGGUCCGCCGCUGGCUGCCCUGUGACGGGGGCCGCAUGGGCGCCUACCCGGUGGCCGUCGCGGGUGGCCACGUGCACGGCUUCCGCGGCGUCCCAGCCCUGGCGAGGAUCGCGCAGGUGCUCGCGGCAGCGGCGGCUCGGAUGGGCCUCGCCCUGGCGCCUGGCGCGACGCUGGUGCCCAACCUCGUGGGUGCGGGGGCUGGCCCGCGGCCGCGGCCUGGCGCCCGAGCUGCUGCCUCUCUGGCUGCGGCCGUGGCGGUGGCGGCCCCUGGGGUGGCACCUGCGGUGGCGGCCCCCCCGGGCCUGCUGGCGGCUGCGCCGCCUGCGGCCGGAGCGGCGUGAGUGGCUCCCGGGGGCGGCGGUGGCGUUGCGGGCCUGGCAGCUGCCCUG
Molecule: messenger RNA, 788 nt
Organism: Prorocentrum cordatum
Lineage: Eukaryota; Dinophyceae; Prorocentrales; Prorocentraceae
Source: the annotation of a GenBank genome assembly